Molecule: messenger RNA, 2127 nt
Organism: Aaosphaeria arxii CBS 175.79
Lineage: Eukaryota; Fungi; Ascomycota; Dothideomycetes; Pleosporales
Product: FAD/NAD(P)-binding domain-containing protein
Exons: 2
Coding region: 190-1935 (581 amino acids)
Source: RefSeq, a predicted model, not a curated record
GUCAACAUUACGAUAACCAACAUAAAAUCUUGAAUUUCCUCUUGUGUGUAUAUUGUUCAACAUUUUCGCAUAACCAGGGCUUUCGAAACCCCACUAAGCGACUUUCUGGCAACGAACCAGACGAACAUGUUAUUUUUCGAACACCGAGAGAACCCUGGACUGUGAAACAUCUUAGAGCUUACAUCAACCAUGGAGCUCAAGAAGGAGUAUGAGCUUGUCAUCGUAGGUGCAGGAGUGCAUGGCCUGUCCAUGGCAAUAACAUAUCUUCAAGUAAACCCUCAUCACAACGUUCUCAUUGUCGAGAAAGCCAUGUCAAUCGGCGGUACAUGGGCUAAAGAGAGGGUCUAUUCUGGACUGAAGACAAACAAUGCCUUCGGAUCAUACGAAUUCAGCGACUUGCCUAUGCCAGCAGCAGAGUAUGGAGAGGCAGAAGGAAGCCACAUACCCGGUCUUGCUGUGCAUGAAUAUCUCUCGAAGGUCAGUGUAGCUCACAAGAUCGAUAAGUGCAUUUGCUAUGGAACGAGUGUGGAGUCGGCCACCCAACGGGAUGACGGAAAAUGGUCUAUUCAACUCCUGGAUGGAACGACUGGCAACUCUCCGAAAAUUACGGCGCAUCGCCUCGUCAUUGCCACUGGCAUCACAUCGGAACCUAACAUACCCUCAAUACCGGGCGCAGACUCGUUCAAGGGAUUGGCGAUACACGCAAAGCAAAUGGCCAAAGAGAGAAAGAGAUUGGAUGCUUGCAAAGACGUAGUUGUGAUAGGCGGCAACAAGUCAUCAUGGGACAUUUGUUAUCUCACUGCAACAGCUGGAGCACAGGCGCACAUGGUGAUUCGACCAUCUGGUGGCGGCCCCAGCUAUCUAUGGCCCAGUGUUUGUCGAUUGGGGCCGCUCGAGUUCUCAUUUGGCCCGUUAUCUGGCACGCGAAUCUUCACGCUUUUCGAUCCUACGCCAUACCACGGAGAAGGCCUGGUACAGAGAUUCCUACAUCGCACUACUAUUGGCAUUUCCAUCUGUCUGUUGUUCUGGAAUGUGCUUGACAAGCUUGUUCGAUAUCUAAAUGGAUAUUCCAAUCACCCUGAAACCAAAAAGCUGGAGCCUUGGACGACACCCUUCUGGGUCGGCAACUCGGUCAGCAUCAACAAUUAUGACGAGGACUACUUCCGGUUGGUACGCGAAGGCAAGAUCAAGGUUCAUAUCGCCGACGCUGUUUCCAUGUCGGAGGAUCAGAUCAGACUAUCAGAUGGCAGUUCCUUAAAAGCAGACGCCUUGGUGUACUGUACUGGGUGGAAGCCAAAGCCGUCUAUCAAGAUCGACGUUUUGGGAACCACUCCCAUUCUGAGCAAGCCUAAGACAUAUGAUGCGGCCGAAGCAGCGAGAUUGGAGGAGGAGGUUUAUCGAAGUGUCCCAUACCUUCGGACAAUAGCAAGAAGAACAGCCAAUGCGCCAAAGCUCCCUGAAUCGCGGACGGUGCCUUCCAACGAAUCACUCGAGCUUUACCGUCAUGUCGUACCGUCAGAGCCGCACUUCAUCAAGCAAAAGAAUCUUGCGUUCAUUGGUGCGCAUUCUUCACCCCAUGCAAUAGCUGUCGCGCAAGCCCAGGCACUAUGGAUCACAGCAUUCUUCGGUGGACGAAUUAAUCACCUUAAAGGGAACGAGCUUGACUUGAACAGAAUUAAACACAACACCGCUCUUCAUCGCACUUAUGGAGAGAUUCGGAGGCCGACCAUAACAGGAGGAUUUGGAGACAGGUAUCCAGACAUUGUCUUUGACAGCCUUCCAUACAUUGAUACCUUACUGGAAGACGUUGGCGUUAAGAGUAAGAGGAAGAGCAGUUGGUGGAAGGACCUGACGGAGCCGUACGGACCGGCGGAAUAUGAUGGAAUAACAGAGGAAUGGCUCAAGCAAUUCCCGACGAUUACUGAAAAGGCCUGAAACAAUUUGAAGGAGAAAGGCGCUUCAUUGGGACAUGAAUCGAUUCGGUCUGAUUGUUUUUGUAUAUAUAUCCACCUGUGAGGGGCUCGGCUAGGGAUACCCUUGCUGAAUACUUCACUACUGUCUUACAUGCUAACUCAAGUACGUUAAGAUCAUCACCGCCUAGCCAUGCUAACGUACUUACUAAGCGGG